Molecule: messenger RNA, 3042 nt
Organism: Periconia digitata
Lineage: Eukaryota; Fungi; Ascomycota; Dothideomycetes; Pleosporales; Periconiaceae
Source: the annotation of a GenBank genome assembly
AUGUUGUAUACAUGACAUUGAGAAAUUGCGCCAAACGCGAAAAAAACAUUGAAGUUAUGUAGAAGCUGCCAAGAAUGACACGACAGUGAUACCUGGACAACGUGCAUCCGCACAAGACGGGGGGCAAUUCUUGAUUUCCUUCUCUUGGUCACAUUUCUAGAACAAAGUGGAAUGUCGCAAGGUCGGUUUCCAUGGCAGCGUGAUGCACCGAGUCGUCAUUCUCUCGAGCGCGGGUAGGCGCAUGAUUAAGCGAGCUUCUGACUACCAACGAGCCGAUGAGACCCUCGCGGCUCGUGACAUCAACGGCCACCUUUCACCAGCCAACAUUACAACCCCCGUAUUCUUUAGCCUGUAUUCUACCUGUGCUUUGGCCCGCGGUACUGUGCUAGCACCAUGGCCCAACUUCAGGUGAAUGGCAAUGGCAGCCGCCCGACCAACAUCAAACACCCCUCGGCCCCUUCUCUCAUGAUGAAUGCCCACUUUGCUUCCGUUGGGGAGGAUGCUUCGACCGAGGAGUAUGAGCACGGCAUACAAGUUAUCGACGAAGACAAGCUCUUCAAUGGGAACUUGUCUACCUAUCUCAACGUUGAAAAGAUUAUACCCGCCGGAUUCAACUACCAUGUCAUAUCUGUCUUCGGCUCCCAAUCUACGGGAAAAUCCACCCUUCUCAACUACCUCUUCGGCACCCAGUUCGGUGUCAUGUCCGAGCAGGAACGUCGUCAGACCACCAAGGGAAUAUGGAUGAGCAAGAACAAGCGCGAGGAGGCCAGCAGAGGAAUGGCGGAAAAUAUACUGGUCAUGGAUGUGGAAGGAACCGAUGGUCGCGAGCGCGGAGAGGACCAAGACUUUGAGCGCAAGAGCGCUUUGUUUGCUCUGGCCACCAGCGAAGUUUUGAUCGUGAACAUCUGGGAGCACCAAGUUGGUUUGUACCAGGGUGCUAACAUGGGUUUGCUGAAGACUGUCUUCGAAGUCAAUUUGCAACUCUUCGUCAAGGACUCCAAGACCAUGCCCCGCUCCCUCCUCUUUUUCGUAAUACGCGACCAUCUCGGAACCACCCCUCUCACGAACCUCCAAAAUACUCUCAUCCAAGAUCUGUCCAAGCUAUGGUCUACGAUAUCGAAGCCUGCGGGUCUGGAGAACUCGCGGAUAGAGGACUAUUUUGACUUUGCCUUCGUCGCGCUGCCCCACAAGAUCUUACAACCGGAGAAAUUCGAACAAGAGGUGGACAAGCUGGGACGACGUUUCAAGGAAGGCUACACCGACCCGAAGAAGAGUGGGCUACUCGAUGAGGCGUCGUUACCCAUAUUCUUGCCUCAAUAUCACAGGCGCAUUCCCGCUGAUGGAUUCCCCGUGUACGCUGAGGGUAUUUGGGAUCAAAUCGUGAAUAACAAGGAUUUGGACUUGCCCACUCAGCAGGAACUUUUGGCACAAUUCCGUUGCGACGAGAUCUCGCGAGAGGUUCUCAUUGCUUUUGACGAAAAAGUUACCCCGCUUGAAGACACACAGGCCGAAGAUGCGAGGUCUGGAAAAUCAUCAAUAAUCCCCGAACUGGGUGCGAUAAUGAACGCAGCCCGGACAAAGGUUCUCAAAGACUUCGAAACAAACGCGAGUCGGUAUCACAAAGGUGUAUAUGCCCGUAAAAAGGCGGAACUGGAAGGCAAGGUCGACACCCGGCUGAAAGCACUCUUCCAGAAGCAACUCAGUGCGGCGCACAAAUCUGGAGUAGAGGCCUUCAGCAAUGCCGUCAGCGCUGCCGUCAAAGGCGGCCAGAAGAAGGGCGCCUCGUACGACUUUGCCCAAAUUGUGGAAAGCGAGAAGCAGAACGCACUUUCCAAGUUUGAGAAGGAGGCCCAAGCUAUUCUUGUCGAAGGUGCUGCUUGGAGUACCUAUAAGCAGGAAUUGAAUUUGUAUCAAAAAGAGCUGGACCAGGUCUCAUCCCGCCUACGCAGGGAAGAAAUGCGCCGGUUGGCCACACGAGUAGAGCGCUGGGUGCGAUCUCGCUUGGACGAGUCAAUCGGUCUGGAAUUCAACAAGCUUGGUAGUGGUCGAGGAGGAUCUGGAGCACCAGAACAUGGCGACCGACCGCCUUCCGAGAAGGAUCUUUGGGAUCGCGUAUGGACCAUCUUUACUGCCACGGUCGAGGAUGCCGAGAAACGAUUUACAGACCGCGCCCGAAGCUUUGAUGCCAGCCCUGAAGAGGUCGAAGUUGGUCUCUGGAGAUUACGACGCAAGUCUUGGGGUGUCCUUCGUGCCAAGAUCGAAGAGGAGGUCAUGGAGGGCAACAUCCUACUGAAACUACGGGAGAACUUUGAGGACAAGUUCCGAUAUGAUGAGCUCGGCGUCCCGAGAAUAUGGCGGCCUACUGAUGAUAUUGAAGGACAAUACACCAAAGCCCGUGAAUCCACCAUCACACUUAUCCCUCUUUUGUGUCGCUUCAAGCUCUCAAAAACGUCCGCCCCGCCACCACUCGAUGCAUGGAUAGGCGACGCCCCAGCAUCAGUGUCACCAGCAGACGAAGAAGACUUGACCCCUAUCGGCGGCGUCGACGACGAAGAGGGAAAGAGCUUGGAAGAGGAGAUGACCAUUCUCAGCGAUACCAAGCAGGCCGAUCUCCUGAUACGCUUCAAGAAGACGGCCGACGGUGUUUACGUCGAGGCUAAGCGUAGUGCCAUUGGAGGCAUGACCCAAGUUCCUCUCUAUUUCUACGGCCUAUUACUCGCCCUAGGCUGGAAUGAGAUUGUCACUGUCCUUCGUAACCCUGUUUACUUCAUCUUCCUUAUUCUUGCUGGUAUUGGCGCUUAUGUCACCUACACGCUCAACCUUUGGGGCCCCAUGGCACGCAUGGCCAACGCAGCGUCCGCCCAGGCAGUCGACAUCGGCAAAGAGCGUCUCCGCGAGUUUCUUGAGAAUACGGAGACGGGACGUCAGGCGGCGGCCAUGUCCGGUCGGCAACAGCGUGGCGAAGCGGUUCGCAUGGAUCGGUUGGAUGGCCAGGGUAAGAAGAGCGAUGGGGCAGAUGAGGACGAUCUUGAUGAUAUCUGA